Hibiscus syriacus is the source of this 1989-nucleotide messenger RNA. RefSeq names its product probable LRR receptor-like serine/threonine-protein kinase At1g05700. Bases 1 to 1989 code for a protein of 662 amino acids. Gene Ontology annotation, biological process: protein phosphorylation. Gene Ontology annotation, molecular function: protein kinase activity; protein binding; ATP binding. The record is from RefSeq and is a predicted model, not a curated record. NCBI's taxonomy places the organism in Eukaryota, Viridiplantae, Streptophyta, Magnoliopsida, Malvales, Malvaceae. The transcript has 15 exons.
AUGAGGAUGAUUUGGUUCCUUAUCUUAAAGCAGAACAUCAUUGUCAUGGCUGAGUCGGCUCAUCGUUGGAUACCACAAGUUGACAGACAUUCUGAGGCCGGUUCAUAUGAUGGUCAUUGUCCAGUUGUGGUGGUGGCACCCUUCCUUUGUUCUUAUCAGGCCUGGACCUUGAUCAAUGAUGGGAUCAAGGGCAGGAGGUUGAGGUUCCGCUGCUUGCUGGUUUUCCGGCUCUUUCUCUGCCUCUGUUGUAGGAGGAAUAAAGCCGUCGGGAAACGGAGGUCCAAUCAUAGAACGGAGAUAGGGCAAAGUAAUCGAAAACCAGGUUUCGAUCCAGAGGGAGGCUGCAUAGGAGGUGGCGGUGGUGCUUCAAAGUCCCCCCCUGCCGCCGCCUGUGAUGGCGGAACUAGUGGCGUCGCCAUUUUGGAACUAUGUUUCCUGACAGUUGAUGCAAUAACGGAUAUCAAGUCAAUAUAUGGAGUGAAGAGAAACUGGAAAGGAGAACCUUGUGCACCUAAAACUUACUCAUGGGAUGGCCUUAAUUGCAGUUAUGACGGCUCCGGUCCUCCCCGAAUUAUAUCUUUGAACUUGUCUUCGAGCGAAUUGACUGGAAAGAUCUCUGCUUCGAUUUCUAAGCUUGCAAUGCUGCAACAUUUGGAUUUGUCAAACAAUAGCUUAACUGGAGAUGUACCUGAUUUUCUAUUACAUAUGCCGCUCCUGAGCAUCUUAAACUUGGAAGGAAACAAGCUUUCAGGUUCACUUCCAGUUGCACUCAUGGAGAGAUCAAAUAAUGGAUCACUAUUACUAAGUGUCGGAGAAAAUCCAGACCUAUGUCUGACAGCUUCAUGCCAAAGGAAGGAGAAGCAUAAGAACAAGCUUGUUGUUCCACUUGCAGCAUCGGCUAUUGUGAUUUUUGUGAUCUUAGCCGCAUUAGCUGCAUUUUGGAGCCUUCGAAGAAGAAAACAAGAAGUUGUUACAAAAGUGAGUGCUGAGGAUCAGAACAAGGGUGGAACAACAUUGGAGUCAAUAAAUCGAAAAUUUACAUAUUCCAAGGUCCUAAAAAUUACCGACAACUUUGUGACUGUUCUUGGGAGAGGUGGAUUUGGAACAGUGUUCCUUGGCUGCUUGGAUAAUACUCAAGUAGCGGUGAAGAUGCUAUCUAAAUCAUCAGUCCAAGGCUCGAAGGAGUUUCACGCAGAGGUCUGGGUCAAACUCCUAAUGAGAGUGCAUCAUGCCAACCUAACUAACCUUGUUGGGUAUUGCAAUGAAGGCAGCCAUAUGGGACUUAUCUAUGAGUACAUGGCUAAUGGAAACUUAAAGCAGCAUCUUUCAGAUCGAGAUGCACAUACCAUGAGUUGGGAAGAAAGGCUUCGGAUAGCAGUCGAUGCAGCUCAAGGAUUGGAGUAUGGAUCUAAUCCACCCAUUGUUCACAGAGAUGUGAAAUCGGCAAACAUCUUGUUGAAUGAAAAAUUCCAAGCCAAAUUAGCUGAUUUUGGCUUGUCAAGGGCUUUUCCAGCUGAAGGUGGCACUCAUGUCUCAACAAUUGUUGCUGGCACCCCUGGCUACCUUGACCCUGAAUACCUAACAACCAACAGGUUAAACGAGAAAAGUGACGUGUUUAGCUUUGGGGUUGUUCUAUUGGAGAUAUUUACAAGCAGGCCAGUGAUCACCAUAUGGAACGAUGAAGCCACUCACAUUAGUCAAUGGGUUAGUUCCUUGUUGGCAAAAGGGGACAUCAAGGGCAUCGUUGAUCCAAGGUUGGGUGGAAAUUUCGAGAUCAAUUCUGCAUGGAAAGUUGUGGAAUUAGCAUUGGGGUGUGCGUGUCGCAACUCAACCGAUAGGCCAACCAUGAGCGAAGUGGUGAUGGAAUUGAAGGAGUGUUUGAAAAGAGAGGUGGCUCGCAACAGGGGAGUCCCCGGCCCAAGAACUAGCGGCCUAAGGCGCGGAAUAAGCAUAAAUCUGGAUACCGAACCCUCUCCCAGAGCAAGGUGA